UCGCAAGUCGACAAAAUGUUGGGUGUGGCUGCUAUCGUCUUGUCUGUACUCGGUUUGACCCGCGAGGUGUCAUGUGCCGUCACAAACUUGGACAACCAGUACAUUGUCGAAUAUGCAAAUGGCAUUGUCCCCCGCGACCUGCCUAAUGACGGCUCUGUAAAGGUGGUCAAGACGCUCGACUCGCCCGGGAUUUUCACCGGCGCCGUCAUCGAGGCCACCAGCAAAGAGGAGGCAUCCAGCUUUGCGUCGACCAGCAGCGCCGUCAACAUUUGGCCCAACCAGCGCAUCGAGCUCGACCAGCCUCUGGACCAACGCUCCUUUUCCGAUGACGUCGCGGUCGGAGAUUACUCGGUGCACUCCGCCACUGGUGUCGACCGGCUGCACGCCGAGGGCAUCCUGGGCGAGGGAGUCAAGGUUGCCGUCGUCGACACUGGCGUCUGGUACCCGCAUCCCGCACUCGGAGGUGGCUUCGGCCCCGGUUUCAAGGUCGCCGGUGGUUGGGAUUUUGUAGGCGAUGCCGGGAUUGACGACACCCCCCGUCCUGACGAUGACCCUCUUGACACCCCGAGCCUCGGCCAUGGCACUCACGUCGCAGGGAUCGUGGCGGGCUCCAGUGACAAGUUUGUCGGCGUGGCUCCAAACGCCACCCUCCUCGCUUACAAGAUUAUGGCAACUGAAGCUGGCACCACGACAGACAUCAUCAUGGAGGCCUGGCUGCGCGCAUACAGCGAUGGCGCCGACAUCAUCACCAUGAGCAUCAGUGGUCUGACGGGAUGGACCGAUAACCCUUUGGCAGUCUUGGCAGCACGCCUCGUCGGCCAAGGCGUAGUUAUGACUGUGUCUGCUGGAAACAACGGUGCCGAUGGCCCCUUUUAUGCAGGAGAUUCCAACACCAGCCCGGACCUCUUGUCGAUCGCAUCCGUCGGAGCAACCACUCAAGCGGCUACACCCUACCGCUUGACCAUGACAACUAGGGAUGGCGUUUCCAACACCACCAAGUCUGGAUACCUCCCGGCGGCUGACAAUUUCCCUGCCGAGGUCAACGGCUGGCCGGUCGUGGCGCUCAACUUCAACACCAGCAACACCGACGAUGCCUGCAACCCAUACCCAGCGGGAACCGCCAACCUGACGGGAGCCGUGGCCCUCGUCCGCCGCACGGCCGGCUGCAGCUUUGUGACAAAACAGAUAAACCUGGAGGCCCUGGGCGCCAAGUACGUGCUAGUUUACAACGACGACCGGCCCAUCGUCACCCCGGGCUCUUCGGACCCAGGCAGUCUUUUGGGUAUGAUCACAGCCGAGGCCGGACACGCCAUCAUCAACGCCCUCGUCGCCGGCUCCAACGUAACUGCCGAUUUUUCCGUGCACCAAGGAGACGCCCUCUUGGCAGGGAUCCCAGACUUGCAGGCGGGAGGAAAGCCCAGCACCUUUAGCAGCUGGGCCUCGACUUACGAUCUGCAGCUCAAGCCCGACGUCGCCGCACCCGGCGGCAACAUCUUCAGCACCUGGCCCAACAACACCUACAUGGUCCAGAGCGGCACGUCCAUGGCCACACCUUACAUCGCCGGUAUUGCUGCUCUGUACAUUAGCGCAUUCGGCGGCCGCGACAAGCACGGAGCGGGACUCGCCGCCGAGCUGACCAAGCGGAUCGCAAGCGCGGGCUCGACGCUUCCGUGGUACGACGGCACCACCACCAGCUCGGAUUUCCUCGCGUCCCCGGUGCAGAUGGGCAGCGGGCUCAUCAACGCCACGAGGGUGCUGCACGGCGCCACGACCCUGGACACGACCAAGCUCAACCUCAACGACACGGCCAACUUCCAGGGCUCGCACGACGUCACCAUCACCAACAACGGUGCUGCUACCGUGUCGUACAGCUUUUCGCUCGAGCCGGCGGCCGGGUUCGAGAUCCUUCAGCUCAACAACGUCGUCGUUAACAGCUGGGGCAUCACGCAAUUCACAAACCUGGUGCCCAAGCAGUUGGUGCCUGAUGUGCAGCUCCCGGAGCAGUUUAGCCUCGGGCCCGGGGAGUCUAAAAAGGUCACAGUGACGUUUGACAACCCCGAGACAAAGGGGUGGAACGACACGGUGGUCCCGACGUACAGCGGCAAGGUUCUUGUGGCUGGUGAUAAUGGUGACCAGCUGUCGCUGCCGUAUAUGGGUAUCGCAUCCAGCAUGUAUCAGAACGUCAAGGCCUUUAGAAAGAACUAUCCACUGGCUUUCUCGGGUGACUCGACAUGGUAUUCCAUCGACGAAAAGCCAUACUUCAACUUCAAUCUUACAAAGGGAGGCCGUCAAUUUCCCUGGAUACACACCUCAUUCACCUGGGGCGUGAGGGAACUCCGAUGGGACAUCUUCCAAUCCAACUGGUCCGAGUCGGAAUGGACCUACCCUCUGACUCCAGGCGCCAACGGCUUCGUCAACGCCGUGAGCCACUACACGGGCCCGUCUCUGAGUAGCGAGGGCGACUUUGGCGCCCCGCCGUACAACCUGUCGGAUCCCUAUUACAGCAACCAGAUGGAGCCGUUCCCUUUGAAGUUCCUAACCCGCCUCAGCACCUAUAACCCUAACGAGAAGAAGUAUUGGUGGAUGGGCAAGAUGGCCAACGGCAGCCAGAUUGCGCCUGGUAACUACACUAUGCGUGUGGCUGCUUCCAGGCCGUUUGGAGACCUCACCAAGGUAGAUGGAUGGGAGGUCUGGAGGAGAGAGAUCGAAGUGCUGCCAUUGGUCUAGGCAGUACUUGUCUUUGCUGGUAGUUAGACAUUCUACCGCUUGAAUAAUGAUCAUAAUUAAUAUAACGUACU
Messenger RNA from Pyricularia grisea, 2798 nucleotides. RefSeq lists its product as uncharacterized. Bases 16 to 2727 code for a protein of 903 amino acids. Gene Ontology annotation, cellular component: cell wall; membrane; cytosol. Gene Ontology annotation, molecular function: tripeptidyl-peptidase activity; serine-type endopeptidase activity. The record is from RefSeq and is a predicted model, not a curated record. Gene Ontology annotation, biological process: proteolysis. Lineage: Eukaryota; Fungi; Ascomycota; Sordariomycetes; Magnaporthales; Pyriculariaceae. The transcript has 6 exons.